This is a messenger RNA of Gasterosteus aculeatus aculeatus (three-spined stickleback), 2208 nucleotides long. The record is from RefSeq and is a predicted model, not a curated record. Lineage: Eukaryota; Metazoa; Chordata; Actinopteri; Perciformes; Gasterosteidae.
CCCUCUUCUUCUACCUCACCUGUAUCGCAGGUUACUGUCCGGCCGCUGGCGGGCACAGCGCUCGUGGCUUCGGCACUUUGUGGAAAUAUUUCCAUUGAUUCAUUGAAGAGUGAGCAUCCGCCCCGACACCGAGGCUCUCUAGACCGGUGAGCUUCCUCAUCAGCGGCAGACGUUCUCCCCAUCUGCUGCCCGGCACGCUAAACACUCCCUCCCCCCUGCCCCCCCCCCUCCCGGCUCCCUGUACCCACCCCACCCACCCUGGCUAAUUCCCUGGGGGAGCGGCCAGCGACACAACGGUGCGAACGGCACAGACAGGACUCGCACAGCCUCCCCCGCUGCCUUUGCCCCAUUGCUAGCUACUUAGCAGCGUGUGCCCCCCCCUGUGUCACCAUUCCCUGCUUUGGGGCUAAAGAUUCCAGCUACAUGGGCAAGCGAUUGGAGCAGCAGCCAAUGUACCCUCAGUACACCUACUACUACCCCCACUAUCUCCAGACCAAGCAGUCCUAUGCUCCACCCCCUCAUCCCAUGGCUCCUCCCAGCCCGAGCACCAACAGCUGCAGCCAGGGAGGGGCGGAGCAGCUGAGUAAGACCAACCUGUACAUCCGAGGCCUGCCGCCCGGGACCACCGACCAGGACCUCAUCAAACUCUGCCAACCGUAUGGAAAAAUUGUGUCAACCAAGGCCAUCCUGGAUAAAAACACCAACCAGUGCAAAGGCUAUGGCUUUGUGGAUUUUGACAGCCCAGCUGCAGCGCAGAAGGCCGUGUCCUCCCUCAAAGCCACCGGGGUGCAGGCCCAAAUGGCCAAGGCCCUGCAGCAACAGGAGCAGGACCCCACCAACCUGUACAUCUCCAACCUGCCGGUGUCAAUGGAUGAGCAGGAGCUGGAGAACAUGCUGAAGCCUCUGGGUCACGUCAUCUCCACGAGGAUACUGAGGGAUGCCAACGGGGUCAGCAGAGGAGUCGGCUUCGCCAGGAUGGAGUCCACAGAGAAAUGUGAAGUAGUGAUACAGCAUUUCAACGGCAAAUACCUGAAAACCCCACCCGGCAUUCCAGCUCCCACGGAGCCUUUGCUGUGCAAAUUUGCCGACGGAGGGCAGAAGAAACGCCAGAGCCAGAGCAAGUACCCUCAGAACGGGAGGCCGUGGCACAGAGAAGGCGAGACUGGCAUGGCGUUAACAUAUGAUCCGGCUGCAAUGCAGAACGGGUUCUACUCCUCGCCUUACAGCAUCGCCACCAACCGCAUGAUUGCACAGACCUCCAUCACGCCCUUCAUCGCUGCUUCGCCCGUUUCCACAUAUCAGGUCCAGAGUACGUCAUGGAUGCCUCAUCAACAAUAUGUUAUGCAACCUACAGGUGCAGUGAUCACUCCAGCCAUGGACCACACUAUGUCCAUGCAGCCUGCCAGCAUGAUGGGCCCUCUGGCCCAGCAGAUGAACCACCUGUCCCUGGGCACUACAGGAAGUUACAUGACUGCUGCAGCUGCUGGGGCGCCUAUGCAAGGGACCUACAUUCCCCAGUACACUCCUGUGCCUCCUACAGCCGUCCCUGUCGAAGGAGUGGUGACGGACGCCUCCCCCCAGACAGUGGCUCCCUCGUCACAGGAGGUGGCUGGCCAGCAGCAACAGAUCCAGGUGGACAGUGCUGGCGACCACGUUCCUGCUUACUCAUACCAGUCCAAAUAGCAACGGCCUGAGCGAAUGUUCCUGUGACAGCGAUGCCUUGAGACAGAAGGUGGCUGCACUGUGUUUGUGAGGAAAAGAGAAAAAGAAAGAGAUUGCUUCCAGAUUGCCCAGGCACCAAAAAAAAGACACUUUUUUUCAUUUCCUACCUGGCCUACGAGAAAAAAAGACAACAAAAAAAAGGGGGAGAAGGAGGCAAAGAGGGCAGUGGAAGUGGGUGAGGGAAAAUUGCUGGGCACAGUGCAAAGAGGUGGAAUUGUUUAGUAUGGGAACCUGCCGGAAGAGCCGGGCUGAAGCUUGAAAAGUUUCUCAAAGAAAAUUCUCAACCAAUAAAAUAAAAAAAAAGAAAGAAAAAAAAAAAAGGUUGAAUGCGCAAGUAGGCGAUGAAGUUUAUUUUGUAAUUAGAAAACGGGAGUCAAGUUUGAGAUACACACAGAGAUUGUCUUCCUCAGAUAUUAAGCUACAAUUUCUUUUCACUCUUUUUUAUGUUCUAGUGUUACAUUUUACUUUUCUAGAUAUAUUCAAAAA